Molecule: messenger RNA, 1872 nt
Organism: Poecilia latipinna (sailfin molly)
Lineage: Eukaryota; Metazoa; Chordata; Actinopteri; Cyprinodontiformes; Poeciliidae
Gene: dhcr7
Product: 7-dehydrocholesterol reductase
Exons: 8
Coding region: 136-1554 (472 amino acids)
Biological process (GO): brassinosteroid biosynthetic process; cholesterol biosynthetic process
Cellular component (GO): endoplasmic reticulum membrane
Molecular function (GO): 7-dehydrocholesterol reductase activity
Source: RefSeq, a predicted model, not a curated record
UGGCGCUACGUCGAGUUCCGUCUAGCGGUUAGCAGGGAGGUAGUAGUCCAGUCUGCCUCUGUAGGAAGGAGGAGGACAGCUGGCUGCCUUUUAUAUCCAAACUUACAGCACAGAGAGGUGAAGGCUGCAGAGACCAUGGAGUCCAAAAGGAGGCGCCCUCAGCACCAUGCCAAUGGAAAAGGGUCUGAAGCUGUGGAGAAGUCAGCACAGUGGGGGAGAGCAUGGGAGGUGGACUGGUUUUCCCUGAUCGGUGUCGUCAGCCUGCUUUGCUUCGCUCCCUUCAUCGUCUUUUACUUUGUGAUGGCCUGCGAUCAGUACGAGUGCUCCAUCAGCCAGCCUCUGCUAGAGCUGUGCCAAGGAAAGGCAACCUUGCUGUCCAUCUGGGCCCGGGCCCCCUCCUUCACAUGGACUGCUGCUAAGAUAUACACCAUCUGGGUGAGCUUUCAGGUGUUCCUCUACGUGUGUAUUCCUGACGUCACCCAUAAGUUUAUUCCGGGCUACGUGGGUGGAGUGCAAGAUGGAGCUCGUACCCCUGCUGGUUUUAUUAACAAAUAUGAGAUCAACGGGCUGCAGUGUUGGAUCAUCACCCAUGCUCUGUGGUUUGCAAACGCCAAUUAUUUCCACUGGUUUUCUCCUACCAUUAUAUUUGACAACUGGAUCCCCCUGUUGUGGUGUACCAAUAUCCUGGGCUAUGCUGUGUCUACCUUUGCCUUUGUAAAGGCCUACCUGUUCCCCACCAGUGCUGAGGACUGUAAGUUUACAGGGAACAUAUUUUAUAACUACAUGAUGGGGAUAGAGUUCAACCCUCGCAUCGGCAAGUGGUUUGACUUCAAGCUGUUCUUCAAUGGCAGACCUGGCAUUGUCGCCUGGACCCUGAUUAAUCUGUCUUACAUGGCCAAGCAGCAAGAGCUGUACGGUCAUGUCACCAACUCCAUGAUUCUGGUCAACGUGCUGCAGGGGAUUUAUGUGCUGGAUUUCUUCUGGAAUGAGGCGUGGUACCUGAAGACCAUUGAUAUCUGCCAUGACCACUUUGGGUGGUAUCUAGGCUGGGGGGACUGUGUGUGGCUGCCAUACCUCUACACCCUGCAGGGCCUGUACCUGGUGUACCAUCCAGUCCAGCUAUCAGACGCUCACGCUCUCGCCGUGCUGUUGCUCGGGCUCGUUGGGUAUUACAUUUUCCGCUCCACCAACCAUCAGAAAGAUCUGUUCCGCCGCACGGAGGGCGCCUGCUCCAUCUGGAGGCGUAAGCCCACCUACAUCGAGUGCUCGUACCUGUCCGCCGACGGCCGCAGCCACCGCAGCAAGCUUCUGACCUCGGGGUUCUGGGGAGUGGCGCGCCACUUCAACUACACUGGCGACCUGAUGGGCUCCUUGGCAUACUGUGCUGCCUGUGGCUUUGGCCACAUUCUCCCAUACUUCUACAUAGUUUACAUGACCAUCCUGCUGGUCCACCGCUGUGUGCGAGACGAACACCGCUGCAGCAGCAAGUACGGGAAAGACUGGAGACGUUACACCGACACAGUACCUUACAGGCUGAUUCCUGGACUGUUUUAAAGAGAUGCAGAGGAAGAGUUGGAAAAGCAUUCAAAUGAUGAAUGCUUGGUUAAACAAGAUAAGCUUGGCUCCUCCCACUGAACAUUCUCCUCUGAACUUCAGACUCUGCACUGCGAACUCAUCCCUAUAACCCACUGCCAAAUGAAGACAGUUUGAUAGUUUUUGGUUUCCAUGGAGCGACAGUGUGCCAUCAUGCAGGACAUUUGAUAAAAAGAUGUAUUUUUUUUUAAAAACAGCCUCAGCAAUCAUCAGAAACAAAGUUUCUUGUUUAAAACACUGAACGCCAUGUGCUUCAAAGUGAGGGUCACGGCCCCUGGG